CCUCCUUUUGGAGUGGCUGGGCUGAGCAGAACACAGGAUAUGCUUCGCAGUGCUCUCAGUUUCGCAGCAGCAGCAGCAGCAGCAGCAGCAGCCGCCGUCGUGAGGACGACACGCUUUGCUGUCAAGAUGAGUGCCGGGGAUGUGGUCUGCACCGGCUGGCUCAUUAAAUCCCCCCCAGAGAAGAAACUAAAGAGAUUUGCGUGGAGGAAGCGCUGGUUCGUGCUCCGCAGAGGUCGCAUGAGUGGUAAUCCCGAUGUGCUGGAGUACUUCCAGAGUAAGAACUCCAAGAAGCCGAUCCGCACCAUUGACCUGAAGGAGUGUGAGGUGGAGAUGCUGACCGGGCAACUCAGGGUAAAGAGAGACUUCAACGGGAAGCACCUCUUUGUGGUGAAGACCUCAUCGCGCAUCUUUUACCUCGUGGCCAAAACUGAGGAGGAGAUGAACAGCUGGAUCAGCAACAUCAGUCGAAUCUGCCAGUUUGGGAACCUGGAGGAUGCAGAGAGCUCAGAGGAAGGCUUUCCUCACACCCCCACCUCACCUGAUGGCUCUGACCGAGCAUCCGUGUCAAGCCAACUCGAUUUUGGUCAUCCCCUGGACUACCUCUUACUAUCGCAGUGUGGGACAGGGAGUGCAAGCACCAGCAGACACAACAGCUUUUCAAACUCGGACAUCUCCCUGGAGCAGAAGUCGUCAGACGAUGCUGUCAAGGACAUCGUCCCCUCACCGCUCUACACUGAUUCCUCUCCCUGCAGCUCUCAUCCCAGCCACAGCCCGUCUCUCUUCCCCCAUGGAGGGCUGAUCAACCCUCCUUUUAGUGCUCCAUUCAUCUCCAUGGCUUUACCUUCCUCGUCGAACUCUCCGCUACAUCACUGCGCCGCCAGUGUCUUCCAGUUUGACCGGCCGUAUUCUUCUCCAUCGUUGGAGGCAACAAGUGACAGACACACACCUCCUCCGCUGCCACCCAAGCCUAAUCACGUGCCAGAGCAGCUGAGUGAUGAAGGGGCUCAGAAGCCGAGAGCGAUGAGUGUGCGGCACAUCUCGAGGCACGCUGCAUUAUUUCCCCGGAGGACCUCCUUGUCGAGCUUGGACCAAUUAAGAUUUGGAGAUGCUGAUAGCAGGUUGAUGAGGAACAGGAGGCAGAGUCUCAAUUUGCAGCCUUCUUUAAACACCACACUGGCUCAAAGUUUCCGGGAUGAGUCAUAUGUUCCCAUGACUUCUCCUCCUCCCACCGUUGAAUGUGACGGUUACAUCCCAAUGAGCCCAAGGACGUUCAGCUUCGUCGACACAAACUGCAGUGUUGAGUCCUCCGCAGCCGGCGGCUCACUUAUGUGUCAACCGGGAGAUCUCGCUCCUCCUCCCGUUCACCGACACCUCAAGCCUCGUUUGAGGAGAGUUCGACCCCCACCUCUUGACCUGAGAGGCCUUUCUACCAUCACCGAAUGUCCCACUCACCUUCCUCUGAGCAGAAUGACGACUGCAUCAUGCUGCAGCUUUUCAGUGAACUGUUUACUUCCUGACAGACAACUUGAGAAUGGGGACAGUGCGAGAGAUGGAGACACAAUGGAGUCAAGGCUCCAUCUCACAUGCGAUGCAGCCUGUCAACCGUGGGCGAAAAAAUCCAACCUUGACUAUUUGUCCCUGGAUUUCAAUUCUGCAUCCCCCUCUCCAGUACAGAAGCAGAAGCCUUUUCUGCCUGAUGACUACAGAGUGGAUUACGUGCAGGUGGAUGAGAAGAAGACCCAAGCACUGCAAAACACCAAAAUGGAGUGGACAGAUGUCCGGCAGUCAAAGACAUCAAUUGAAAAUACACUGUAGCAAAAAACAAAAACACUGGGUUGCAGGAAGAUAACCAAUCACACCAGCAAAGAGGACAUAUGCGAAGAGGACCAACAACUUACUGUAAAAGCACUUUGUGAAACAGCAUUAACAUUAAAAUGUACAGGUGUAAAUAGAGAAAGGUCAGAGGCUUGUUUGCGCAGAUAAAAACACAGAAUUGCACUGAGAAGCCUGAGUUCAUUCUCGGUUGUUUUUUACUGUAAAUGCUCCCUGAUCAUGCACUGUCCUUUUUACCAUGGCCUAAGGUUUUACCAACAUUUUAAAAGGUCAUCACAUUGCUUCAUUGUAAAAAAAUAGUUUUCUGUAAAUAUAUUGUAUAAUUGUAGCUGUACAGAAGAAUAUAUUUUCAUGACCAAAUGUUUAUUUUAAUGUUUCUCUCCUUAUUUAUGUAUCGUGAACCAAAAUUAUCAAUGUUGAGCCUAAACCUCCUCAGACCUGGAAGGUAGAGUGUCAACAUGACUAUUUCUCAACAUCUAUUUCUUCAAGCAGCUGUUGGCGAUAUGUGUUUUUUACCCAAAUAGGACACAUUCAAAACAUUGGGAAUAUCGAACCUCUACAUUUUCAAAGGGAAGAAUUUCCCUUUUAAACAAUCUAAAAAAAUUGUUGUUAUCAUGUAUUACUUAAAAGUUUGUAUGUCCACAAAUAGCCCAUAGGUACUUGUCAUGGAUUGUUCUUUAACAAUAAUGAGUAUAAUAACUGGACCUGUGGCAGGUAUUAAAGGGCCCUCGCACCUUGGUGGCAGUGGUUGAGUAACACGCUGAGGCUGCUACGCCCACUGAGAAAUAUUCAGGGGGGAUGUUAGAGCGUGUCCCUGCAUCUAUCGGGAUCCUACUGCAGAAUGCUUCUAAUUAUGUCUCACAAUUCAGCUAUAAGGUCUGGAGUCACCUUUGAAAAUGACGAAUGUGACGUUUGAACCAGAAGGACUACUUCCUGUUUCCAGUCGGUGGUGCUGUUGAGUCAUUUUGCCUCACCUGCCCAAGAUUGUCCUUGGGGUUUGUUUAUGUAGUGAUUCAUCAUACAAGUCAAGUUUGAGGCAGAUUAGAAGAUGUGCAAUGACGUUACAACCACUUUUGCGUCAUUGCCGGUUAAUAUAGGCCUAAAUGAAUAGUUCACCCAAAAAUGAAAGUUCACUCAUUAUCUACUCACCACUAUGCAGGGGUGGAUGUUUGAGUCCUGUAAGGGAAAUAUAACAUGUGACCACAUAUGAUCAUGUUUGCAUCUCAUACAAUGUAACCUUGAUCAUGCUGUAUCCUGAACUACUGAAUGAAUCUUGGCCGGACUGGUUUAACUAGGCAUUGUUGUUUUCAUGUGAUCAGAAGAUCCCAACCUUUGACUUUGUAAAAACUCCAACCAGAGUGGGCAGGGUUAGCCAAAUGUAUAAAGACAAAGAACUGUUUCCCAUCGGUGUCUAUAUUACAAACUAACCUUUGUGGUAUGCACCAUGCUCUGAGCAUUAAAAUGUGUGACAAUA
Messenger RNA from Platichthys flesus (European flounder), 3307 nucleotides. It is a transcript of the gene gab3, whose product is annotated as GRB2 associated binding protein 3. The record is from RefSeq and is a predicted model, not a curated record. Bases 40 to 1815 code for a protein of 591 amino acids. The transcript is spliced from 10 exons. Lineage: Eukaryota; Metazoa; Chordata; Actinopteri; Pleuronectiformes; Pleuronectidae.